AUGGAGGAUCGUACAGCGGAAGGGCAAACCUCGCCCGCGGCCCAUGAUCGGCGCCGCGAAGAAGCAGCGUCCUACCGUGUAGGACGCGACGAGAACGCUCGUGGACACCACCACGACCAAAACGCGUCUGUAGGGAACAAUACAGACCGCACGGCUACGCGCCGCGCACUCGCGACACGUACGAUGUCGGACACCGAGGUGCCUCUGUCGGAUGGCGCGCGGGAGCGGCGUCGCAAGGAAAAGUCACGCCGCAAUGCGGACGAGACAUCGCCUCAGCGCGGGAUCGUGGAUCCCGCCGUACUAGACAUGGUGUACAGUUGGUUUGUAGACGAACAAGCAGACGAGAUACUGUUCGAACUUGCGGCAGAGGGCGAUCAGCGAGGCCGAGCGCUGAAUGAAGGAGAGGCCAUGGAGGUGAUCAACCGGCACCUCCAGACGGCAAUUGAGACGAUGAGUCGCGACCGUUUGGUGCGAGAGGAGGCGCAGCGAAACUUCGCAGACGCCGAAGGCGGCGACAACAAUAUCGUUGCAUCGAACGAAUCUCUAUUCAACGUGCGGGCGAGUGAUGAGAGCGACAACGCAUAUUUGCGUCGUCUGGAGGCGCAGCGCCGCACGUUGAGGAUGCACGCACCUAGUGGUGCCUCAGCCAGCAACGCCAUGAGCGUGACAUACGCUCAGCUUCAGGAGCUGAGUGCGCGGUCAUUCGAAGAUCGAGUCAUCCUCCAGCGGAUACUUGACGAUGACUUACGCGACCAAGGAUUCUCCAAUCUCGGAGACCAGUUCAUCCGGUUCACGGAGGAUCAUCCGGAAGGAGAGGACGUCUCGGAAGUGACCCUACGCGAACGGCUCCGAGCGCGGAGCGCUCGGACAACGAGCACAGGGACGUCUCGUACCACGAGUAGAGUCGGCCAAGGAAUGCUUCGUGGACGAGGGAUCUAUGACCCGUCAUCCACGGAUGAUGACCGAGGGCGACGCAGACCGCAGAAGAGGGGGCGGAAGGAUGACCAGCAGAGAGGAAGACGCGGGGAGCAGCCUCGCAAACGACCGAGGCCCCCAGCAAGGGACGAACCAUCCGACCCAUCGUCGUCGGAUGGUAGCAGUGAUGAGGGCAAUGGAGGGGGACAGGACGUACCCCGACGAGCUCCUCCAUUGAGGCGAGGAACGACCCCGUUCGACAACGGGCGAGUAGGGAGAGACAACCGAGGUCAUCCUCGAGGUCGACCGGCUGCCGGUCGAUUUGACCACCUCAUACAACACUACCUAACCCAGAGCUACCCGCUUCCUCCUGGAGUGAAGCCAAAGGACUUGGUCACGCCCAAGCUCCCCACAUAUGGCGGGGAGAACAGCGUGGAUGCAAUGGAGGAAUGGCUGGUGGCCAUACUUCGUCAUCUCGGCGUAUACGGGAUGAGCAGCGACGAGUUUGACUCGAUUCGCAUAUAUUUCUUGGGGACGCACCUAACAGGGCAUGCGUCCGAAUGGUUCAGGGACACCAUCGAGAGACGAGGUAUCGAUGGGUGGACGUUUGAGGGAGUAGUACAGGCUCUUUUCGAACGCUUCGUUCGGGACACGUCUCUUCAAGACGCGACCCUCGCGUUCAACGAAGCUCAGUAUCGACCAUCGCGCGGCGUCGCGGGAUGGAUCAAUGACCUGGAGCGACUAGCCUCAAGGAUGGUGGAGGCACCCAACGAGUACAUGCGUAGGCUCCGAUUCAUGAGCGGGUUGCCUCAUGAGAUUCGGAAUGCGGUGCUUGGGCAAGGGUUUACCGCGGAGAGGUCGCGGAGGAGAGACAUCGAAGCCGAGGCCAUAGUUCAGGAGAUUGCGAUUCACAAUGCGCACAACUAUGACCAGCGUCUGAAUCGCAUGUUCGGACGGCCGACCGGGUCGUCCAGCAACCAUGCAUCGACGCCAAACACUCGCACAACGACGAGUGGGAGUACUCGGGUACAUGAGGUACCCCGACGAGAGGAGCGGCGCGUCGGGCAAUCAUCACGGCCGCCCGACAGGCCUCGAGAUAGGCCUGAACGCGACAACUCGGCGCGAAGAGCCACUACCGCUCCGCCUCGAGAGGUGAGGUCGGCUGCUCCUCAGAACAGCCAACGUCCAGCAGCGGGAAACAGCGGUGGUCAUAACCGCGACCACCAUGACCUGACUUGCUACAAAUGUGGUGCGAAGGGGCACAUAUCACCGAAUUGUCCUCUGCGAGACAAUGGUGGACAUGGCCGCGGGUCUGGAGGCGCCGGGAAUGGUGGAGGAGGAGGUGCCACUGGUGCGGGAAAUAGUGGCACGCGCCUCUUCGCGUUAUGCGAAGAGGAGGACGUCCCCAUCGACUCGAACGUAGUCGAUGACCGCAGCGAUUCAGGAGCGCCUGAACCGCCCGCCACGGACGACGAAUCACUCGGCGAACUCGUCGAGCUGCACUAG
Molecule: messenger RNA, 2421 nt
Organism: Schizophyllum commune H4-8
Lineage: Eukaryota; Fungi; Basidiomycota; Agaricomycetes; Agaricales; Schizophyllaceae
Exons: 2
Coding region: 1-2421 (806 amino acids)
Molecular function (GO): nucleic acid binding; zinc ion binding
Source: RefSeq, a predicted model, not a curated record